CUGAGCAGACGCGCGAGCCUGAGGUCACUCUCGUACCAGGUCACCGUUAUUCAUCUGCUGGCCAGUCUCCUUUACGCCACGGUACCAUAACCCAAGGGAUUCUGAAGGUUAUGCCAGCCCGAACAGCAUUCCACGUUACCCUAUUGGGCGUCGCGGCGUAUAUGACCCAUCGCUCGAGCAUGGCGCCGACACCGCCGCCGAAGGACGACAAAGUGAGGAAGAAUGUCAAGCCUACGGAGCGGAUAUUUGGCAGGGUUGCGAGGAGGAUGGGGGACGCAGUCAAGUACAUGACGUGGGCGAGUGCCGGGUGCACCACCGCCGUGCUCAUCGCGCGCGAGUAUCCAGGCGAGUUCAGCAAGUCUCUCCUCCGAAAGCUCGUCGGAAGCGGUGCAGCUGUACUAACACAUCCCACGUCCGUCUUCCUCGCAUUGAUCAUCUUCGGUGCGGCGGUCCGUGUCGCAUGCUUCCGUACACUGGACAGGUUCUUCACGUGCGAGGUGACGGUGAAAGAAGGCCACCAGUUGUGCACGCGCGGGCUGGACUCUGUUGUGCGUCACCCGAGCUACACCGGGUGGUGCGUGCAGACCGUGGGCGUCGCGCUUUGGAACUGGUGUGCAGGCUCGUGGGCGAGGGACUCGGAAGCGGGGUGGUUGGACAAGCGGGCAGGUAUGGUCGCAGCGCGCGUCUUCGUGGGAGGUCAGACGCCAGGCUGAGUAUGAUCAUGCGAUGCGGUCAGGAGGAUACCUUGCCAGGGAGAUGCGACUGCGCAUGCACAAGGCCUUUGGGGACACACGAGGCG
Molecule: messenger RNA, 799 nt
Organism: Fomitopsis serialis
Lineage: Eukaryota; Fungi; Basidiomycota; Agaricomycetes; Polyporales; Fomitopsidaceae
Exons: 2
Coding region: 111-713 (200 amino acids)
Biological process (GO): C-terminal protein methylation
Cellular component (GO): membrane
Molecular function (GO): protein C-terminal S-isoprenylcysteine carboxyl O-methyltransferase activity
Source: RefSeq, a predicted model, not a curated record